AUGCGGCUGUCGCCAUACCCUAUCUUCGUCACCCUCUGCGGGCUGCUAUCAUUAGCCAGGGCUGAUGGCGAGGUCACUUUCGAAGACGUGAGAGACAAAUUGCCCAAGACUUACAGCGGGCAAGGAGGGGAACCGGGCCCAAAAUAUUUCAAGGAAUCUUCCUUCCAUUAUCAUUAUGACGGGCGCUUUGCCGAGAGUACCCUCCCCGAAGAAGAAACCCUUCCUCACUUGUCUGCGCUCAUCCAAACAUACCUGUCGACGAUGGCCGAUCUCGGCGCUGAAACAUGGAUAAUGCACGGCUCGCUUCUGGCUUGGUGGUGGAAUCAGAAGAUCUUCCCGUGGGACAACGAUCUUGAUGUCCAGAUCAACGAACCGACGAUCCACUUCCUUGCCGACUACUAUAACAUGACCGAACAUCAUUUUGAUCUUCCUGAUGUCGAAGGCGGGCGCACCUAUCUCCUCGAAAUAAACCCCCAAUAUGUCGUCCGGUCGAAGUUGGAUAAAGCGAACGUCAUUGACGGGAGGUGGAUUGAUACUUCUUCCGGGUUAUUCAUCGACAUAACCGCUGUCCGGGCGGAUGACCAACGCCGAGCGAACGGUGAACCCGGCGCUCUGAUGUGCAAGGACCGCCACAAUUUCGAUGAGUCCGAGAUCUACCCUCUCCGAAAUAGCUACUUUGAAGACGUUCCGGCGAAGAUCCCGUACGCAUAUACCAAGCUUCUGCAAGACGAGUAUGGCGCCAAAGCCCUAACUAAAACCAACUACCAAGGUCAUGAAUUCAACGAGCAGACAAGCAUUUGGGAGAAAAUCAAGAACCAUAAGUUUCUGUCGCGCCGACGGAACGUGUCCAAGAUCCCAGUUCGAACCACGCCCCUUCAUCGUCUAUAUAGCCCGCCCGAUAACUAG
Molecule: messenger RNA, 906 nt
Organism: Aspergillus mulundensis
Lineage: Eukaryota; Fungi; Ascomycota; Eurotiomycetes; Eurotiales; Aspergillaceae
Product: putative mannosylphosphorylation protein (Mnn4)
Exons: 7
Coding region: 1-906 (301 amino acids)
Source: RefSeq, a predicted model, not a curated record